CGCGGAAGUACAGAAGAUUGGAAAAUAGAGGUUAUGCUGCAUCGAGCACGGCAGGUGAAGGAGACAUUUACCUGUAAAUACAGUAAUACAAGUACAGCCAUGAGCUGAGGCUCCCCAAACCCGCCUUUCUCAAUGAUGAACGACAAGUUGGUGUUCCUGGGUCUCCUUUAUUUCAUCCAGGGCAUUCCUUAUGGCUUGCAGUCGUCUUUGCUCCCGGUGUACCUGCGCGGCGCCGGCCACUCCCUCACCCGCAUCAGCCUCACCAAAAUCCUCUAUUUCCCCUGGGUGCUCAAGGUACUCUGGGCCCCUCUGGUGGACCGGACUGGCACCAAGCGCUGCUGGUUAGUGGGCACAGUGGCUGGUCUGGCCCUCACCUGUUUGGUGAGCGCUACCAUCUCACCUGAUGUUCAGUACAUGGGUGUAGCGGGCUCACUGCUCGCUAUGAACGUGCUGGCAUCAGUGCAGGACAUUGCGGUGGAUGGGGCGGCCGUGCGGCUGCUCAGGGGUCAGGGGGAGCUGGGUCUAGGGAACACCGUGCAGGUGGUGGGGUACAAAGCUGGAUCUGUGUUUGCUGGAGGGGGGCUCCUGGCUGUGAUUGAUGUUGCAGGUUGGGGCUGGAUGUUCGCACUGCUCGCCUGCGUGUACGGUGGUGUUGCUCUGUUCGUGUGGGGCGCCCCAGUGUUGGAUGGAGAGUCGGCACGGGGACAGGGAGAAGGACGGAGAGGGUCGAAGGAUGUGAUGCAGCCGUGGAAGGUGUGGAGGAAGCUCUUGUCUGUGCCAGGAACGCCAUGGACGAUGUUCUACGUUCUCACUUAUAAGCUAGGUGAGCAGGGGGCUAUCACCAUGUUUCCUCUCUUCCUACUGGACCACCACAUGACGGCUAGAGAGCUCGGGGUGUGGAACGGGGUGGUAGCCAUGGCGUUUUCCAUCUGCGGCUCAUCAAUCGGGGGCUUCUUGCUCUCUCAAUACAGUGUUGGCCUGCUAAUGAGACGUGUGUUUAUGAUGCGGACUGUCAGCAUGGUCUUCCAGAGCUCACUUCUUGUAGUGCUGGAGCCCUCGCCCUUGAUGAAAGGUAUGGCAGUGCUGAGUCUGAGUUUGCAGCAUUUCAUAGCAGGUCUCAUCACCACUCUGACUUUCACCACAAUGAUGAACUGCACACAGAGAGCCGAGGAGAGCAUACAGGCCACCCACUACAGUUUUCUGGCCACUCUGGAGGUCCUGGGGAAACUGAGUUUUAGUGCCCUGGCUGGAGGUAUGGUGGACACUGUGGGCUUUCCCAUAGCCUUCAUCCUCUUCCUCUUCCUUACCUCCAGCAGUGCCCUGCACGUGUGGAGAGCCACAGAGACUGGCGUCCUGAAGGAGCAGCUCAAAGAGCAGCCACAGUGACCAGAGUUAGCCUGCGAGAGAGAGCGAGAAUGUCUGGGUGAAGAUACUGGUGACCAAAUAGCCAGUGUUUUUAUUUGUAUUUAUUUAUGACUCAACCAGCAUUGACGUGACAAGAGCCACACAAGCACUCUCACUAAAAGCCAGUACCUCCCUGAAAAACACUACAAAUGCUUAACAGUUACAUUGCACCUCUACAGUAAACUAGCUUUAAAGGUACUUGCUUUUCAACAACAAGUCAUCCUGAAUGGCAAGCAGACUGAGCUAUGGCAACACUGUGAACAUGUCAUCCAGUCUGCCUGAAGAACAACAGUCAAUCAUUUAAAAAAGAAUUAAUAACAAAACACGGUUAAUCCGUUGUCUUUGAUAUAACGGACAGUGACAACUGUAUAUUUCAAUACAAUUUUACUGGUUAUAAAAAAUCUAAAGCUUGUUUAAGGGUCUAGUCUAGUCUGGUUUAGUUAUACACACCCUAGUCAUUUACACAUUUCCUUACAUACAGCAUGUAUUUGCCUUAGAAUUGCCUUUAGUUUUUAAUCUGACACCGUAGACACACUUGCAGCAAAUUCCAUCAGUUUACUGACCAAUCAGAAACAUAAUACAUUUUGCAAAUUUGGGAGCAGUAUGAGCAUUGAAUUAGGGUACUAUGCUUAGUGGAGUGCAUUUUUGUAUUCUCAGUGCAAUACUUGUAUUAAAGAGGUCAUAUCAUAUAGCCUUUUAACAGUAUUAUACAUCACCUCGGUGUUAGCAGUUUGACCAGAAAACUUAACUUCAAAAGAAUUAAUAAAAGAGUAAAGGUUGUCAAACACCUGAAAAUCCUAAUCCUCCCUAAAAUUAUUAGAAAAUGUUGCCCAGCAGCAAAUGUGACCAAACAGUUUAAUAUUUUACAUAUCAAGAUGGUGUUUGCACAUCUUAAAGGCACAGCAGCAAAAUCCAGGGCAGAAAAUAGUCUUGACAAACUGAAUAAGGACUGUUUUGGUGCUGAAACCUUGACUAACAUUCAAAGUGGACCUCAGGGAAAAAUGAUUUGAAAAAGUAUGAUAUGACCCCUUUAAUGUCUUUUCAAUACUAAACAUUGAAACGGUUAAACUCAUCAAGCUCAUUUUUUUGAGCCGGUACAUGUAUUUGUUUGAAAUGUUUGUUUUUGUAUGAGUUGUCUGCAUUUCCUAUGCAAUAACACAAAUUUAUUCAUGGCUAUUACAUACAACUUCUUCUUGUACCUGAAAAACAAACUUUGUUUAAAUAGCCUUACUUUUAUUUUAUUUUUUGUAAUUUACUGCAGAGCCAAAACAUGUGGAAAGAGAUAUUGAGACUGUAGGUAUAUGUGUGGGAUUUGCCAUAACUAAUGUUUAAGAUGCCUUGAAGCUAUAAUUAUUUGUACAAAUGUCUGUUUCGGAGGGGUAUUCAAUUUCAAUUGCUAAAAAAGCAUCAAAUAAGACUGCAAAUAUACAUGUAUAUAGUGCAGUUACAGUAUAUAUUUUCCAAUCCUGUUAAAAGCAGAAAAAUAUUUAAAUAUUAUUAAUGCACUACAGUGUCAUUUUGCUCUUGGUUUCAUGCUAACAAUGCUUCCUUUUUUUUUUUUCUUCUUUUUUUGGUUUUCAUUAGUAUUCUUGGCAAAAUAGAAUCAGACAGUCCCAAUUAAAUACUACAUGUUAAAAAUGGUUAAAAACACAUAUAACCUAAUGAGAUAAAUGGAGUAGGUAUGGAGAAUUGGUGGUUAUUUUGUCAUUAAAUCCUCUGAUAAGCAAAGCCCUUUCCAAACAAGGACUAUUUUUGGCAUUUUAGCUUAGACUACAGGAAACUCAAAAAUAAAAGCUAUUACUGAA
Molecule: messenger RNA, 3209 nt
Organism: Labeo rohita (rohu)
Lineage: Eukaryota; Metazoa; Chordata; Actinopteri; Cypriniformes; Cyprinidae
Gene: slc33a2
Product: major facilitator superfamily domain containing 3
Exons: 6
Coding region: 133-1386 (417 amino acids)
Biological process (GO): transmembrane transport
Cellular component (GO): membrane
Molecular function (GO): transmembrane transporter activity
Source: RefSeq, a predicted model, not a curated record